This is a messenger RNA of Entelurus aequoreus (snake pipefish), 2315 nucleotides long. Its product is annotated as zinc finger protein 385D-like. Gene Ontology annotation, cellular component: nucleus. The coding region runs from base 171 to 1814 and encodes 547 amino acids. NCBI's taxonomy places the organism in Eukaryota, Metazoa, Chordata, Actinopteri, Syngnathiformes, Syngnathidae. The record is from RefSeq and is a predicted model, not a curated record. Gene Ontology annotation, molecular function: zinc ion binding; nucleic acid binding. The transcript is spliced from 10 exons.
GGAAAAAAAAGAAUUGUCACAGACGACCAAGGGCGUGAGGACGCACUAUCUGGAUUGUGCAGUGUGUGCUUUGAGACUAGCUGGGACCAGGAGAAGGAGGACAGGGGGAGGAGGAGGAGGAGGAGGAAGCCGCCUGCCUGCUUUCAUUGAGCGCGCUCUGUUGAGAGGAAAUGGACGUCAGCAGCGGGGAAGCAGAGGAGCCACCUUGUGCAGAUACGAAGUGUCCCACGACGUCUGACUGUCCGGAGAUUUCUGACUGUCUGGAGAUUAGCCUUCCUCCCAAGAGUCAGGAGGAAGAGGACGACGACAAGAGGAAGGUGACACCAGGACACAGGGCCAAGCGGGAGCGGCGUCAAGGCAGCGGCGCCAGUGCUACUGUGUGCCAGGUGUGCAACAUUCAACUCAACUCUGGCACCCAGGCUCAGAUCCACUAUAAGGGCAAGACGCACCAGAGGAGGCUGCGCAGGCUGGCAAAAGUUCUUGGUUCAGGUGCACUGUCCCAGAACCCGGUCCACCCCCUGCUGGGUUCCCUGUCCCUGUUGGGCAGAGCCAGCCUGCAGCCGCGCAACCACCUGGAGCGCUUCCUACCGCUCAGAAUCAGGAGCUCCUCGCCCUUCAGCCUGUUUCCUCAUUUCAACACGAUGGAUCCGGUGCAAAAGGCGGUAAUCAAUCACACCUUUGGCAUGGCUCCGCCCAGGCGAAGAACAAUUAUCUCCUGUAAUAUUUGUCACCUGCGCUUUAACUCUACUAGCCAGGCUGAGGCCCACUACAAGGGUCACAGACAUGCUCGUAAGCUGAAGGCCUUGGAAAACCAGGGGAACCGACAAAGGAACGGGCACAGAGCGCAGAAGGACAGAGGCAAAGACAAGAGGGCGGGGAGAGGAAGUGGACGACAAACUGACUCGCAAUUAAAAGAAGGAACAGAUUUAGGCACGUCGUUGCAGCAAGCGGAAAAUGGCCCGGGGAGUUCCCUAGCCCCCACCUCCUCCUCCCAGCCCACAUCCACAGACUCAUCUUCAAGCCGGUCGCCUCAGCUGUCCCAGCAAUUCCCUCACAUCCCUCAGCUUUGCCAUUCAACACCGGAGGGUUCGCCUGUGAACGACUGCGGACCGCUACGACCGACUGCAGCAGCCCAGUGCGAUGCUGUAGGUGAAGAAGAAGAAGUGAUGAACGUGGAUGCUAAAGAGGACAAAAGUGACAAAAAACAUUUACACUGUCCCACGUGUAAAGUGACUGUUAAUUCCAGCUCCCAGUUGGAAUCACACUGCAGUGGCUCGAAACACAAACAGAUGAUGGACAGCCCAAACAGCAGCCAGUCGCACCGCAGAGCCAAGAGGACGACGUUCCCCAGGCACACCUGCCGGAUAAUAAAGCAGAGAAGGGGCAGCAAGACCAGAGGGCUUAUGGGCGUCACCGGCAGGCGAUUUCACUGUCAACUGUGCCAGGUGGCCGUCAACUCAGAGAAUCAGCUUAAACAGCACAUGAACAGCAGAAGGCACAAGGAGCGUUUGGCCGGGAAGCCUGUGAGGGUGAAGGCCAAAUUCACCCCUUAUAAUAAACUGCAGCCCAACACUGCAUUAGUGACUAAACUUGCCUUGCAGAAGCAUCUGUCCAAGGCCCUGUCAGCAGGGUUCCUGACCACCCCUUUCAAUCCAGCUGCUUUAUGCACCAUGGCAUCUGCACCGCUGGCACUACGACUGCCCCAUGGCCCUGCAGCCUUCAUCCACAGUCCCCUGAUAAGCCCCGCCCUCUUCAGGCCUGCCCCAGGGCCUCUGAGGGCCACUCAUGCACCCAUUAUCUUCUCUCCUUUCUGACAGUGUGUCAUAUUUGACAAAUCAUAGCACAGAAUGUACACUAAGCCAUAAAAGUAAAUAUAUUUUUUUGUUUAUUUAUAAAGAACUAUCUGCCAUGACAAAGAGGUGUGUUAAUGUGAAGCUUUUGUUGCCAAAAUUAUUUCAAGUUGACCUUUCUGGUUGUGCUCUAGGGAAAAAAAUAUAAUUCUUGUAUUAGGUUCUCUACACAAAUGACUUCUUAUUGAGCGCAAAGAACAUAUUUAUAGUGGAGUAGCUUUGGAUUGUUGGAACUUGGUCAUCGUCAUUAAUGAACGUUCCAUCCGUCAGUGUUUAUGUCCUGUGCCAUAAUACAAAGCCAAAACAGGAUUUUUAAUGAAAUGGAAACUUAUGUUUGACUUGAGCCAUUAAAGCAAAUCCUUCAUAAACGCAAUACAAAGAAGCAAGCUGGUCUUUGAUACACCUGUCUUAAUGUUGUUUUUAUACAUUUUUAGCGGUUGUUGCCUCAUAACCAGGGGUCCCCAA